Lytechinus pictus (painted urchin) is the source of this 3641-nucleotide messenger RNA. RefSeq names its product 50 kDa hatching enzyme-like. The record is from RefSeq and is a predicted model, not a curated record. Gene Ontology annotation, cellular component: extracellular matrix. NCBI's taxonomy places the organism in Eukaryota, Metazoa, Echinodermata, Echinoidea, Temnopleuroida, Toxopneustidae. Gene Ontology annotation, biological process: extracellular matrix organization; collagen catabolic process; proteolysis. The transcript is spliced from 9 exons. The coding region runs from base 124 to 1842 and encodes 572 amino acids. Gene Ontology annotation, molecular function: zinc ion binding; metalloendopeptidase activity.
GUCCAUAUCAGAUAAAUAGUUUGACAUUUUUGCUGAAAAAUCAUUACUCCUCUCAUCUUCAAGGGGUCAACAAGAAAUACCAUCAGGAAGUUUUGGAAACUUUUCAAGAAAUAAUUGACCAACAUGGCGAAUAUUUGCUGUAUACUGACAGCGCUACUCUUUGCAAUCAUGCCCCAUGUACUGAGUAUUCCGAUUACGGGAACGAUGGGAAUGACGGAGUUCACUGAUGUUGCAACAACGGUCAUCGAAUCAGGCAUUGAUUUCGGGUUCACGACCCCGAGCUCAUCGUUGAACAACGAGGGUGACAUCGACGAAGCCAACAAUGACACCGUGACAUCAUCACCACAAACUGUGGUUUCUGGCGUGGCCGUCGAAGAGGGCAUCGACGAGUCGGAAGUCGAAGUAUUGAAGGCCAACCUCGAGAAAUACGGAUACGUUCCCCCGGGUUCGACCUUGGGUCAAGCCAACAUCAACUAUACAUCCGCCAUCAUGGAAUAUCAACAAAACGCAGGCAUCAAUCAGACAGGUAUAUUGGAUUUUAAGACCUCGGAACUGCUGAAUACAUCUCGAUGUGGUUUCCCGGAUGUCGUGCCUUACGUCACAUCAAGCGUCACAUGGCCACGAAACGGACCCGUGACGUACAGCUUCGGUGCGCUCACUGACGACCUCAAUCGCGACGUAGUGAUGAAUGAGAUGCGGAGAGCUUUUCAGGUUUGGGACGAGGUAUCCGGUUUGACCUUCAGUGAGGUGGCGGAUGGUCCUUCCGUUGAUAUCCGGAUCAAAUUCGGAUCCUUCGAACACGGCGACGGUAUCUCGUUCGAUGGUCGUGGUGGAGUCCUCGCGCAUGCGUUCCUUCCUCGUAAUGGCGACGCCCAUUUUGACGACUCGGAGACUUGGACAAUAGGGACUCGCUCAGGUACCAAUCUGUUUCAGGUAGCUGCUCACGAAUUCGGACACAGUCUGGGUCUAUACCAUUCUGAUGUACAGUCAGCUCUCAUGUAUCCCUACUAUCGUGGUUAUAUUCCUAACUUCAGUCUUGAUAGCGACGAUAUCGCAGGGAUUAGGAGUCUUUACGGAAGGAACACGGGAAGACCCACUACUACAACAAGGAGGCCCACAACCAGAACAACAACGCAACGCACUACCACGCGGCAGACCACUACUGCCACCACCACCACCACCACUCCUUCCGGUCCCACCCCUCCCCGUCAGGCCUGUACCGGAUCUUUCGACGCCGUUCUCAAAGAUUACAGUGGAAGAAUAUAUGCCUUGACCGGUCCUUACUACUGGAGGCUAGACCAGACGUCUGCUUCGUGGGGCGAAGUCCGAAACCGAUUUGGAUUUAAUUUGCCUGAUAACGUGGAUGCCAGUUUCCAAAGUGGAAUCUUUUCAUAUUUCUUCUCCGAGUGCUAUUACUAUUACCAAACUUCCACACGUCGAUAUUUCUCAAGGAUACCUAUUAACAGAAGAUGGGUCGGCUUGCCUUGUGAUAUCGAUGCAGCGUAUAGAUCAGCGAUGAAUGGUGCAAUGUUUUUCUUUAAAGAUGGGUUCGUCUACAAAUACAGCAGCGAGAAUGAACUACGAAGGCGAGCACGCAUUUACAACAUUUUCGGGAAUGUGCCUAGCGCCCUCCGCGAUGGAGUUGAAGCAGUGGUGUCCGUCGACAAUGUCUACGUACAUUUCUACAGGGAUGGGCGAUAUUACAGGAUGCGAGACGCCAACAAACAGUUUGUGAACUUUCCCAAUGGCCUGUCGUAUAGAGACGUCAAAGAUACACUGACCCCACAAUGCCGCGGUCUUUCGUUAAUAGAAGAAACGGAACAUUGCUCGAAUUCGAGCUAAAGCGUCCACCAGAAGUGACUUUCAUAUAGAAACCAUUCUCUUGCUAGAAAUCACCAUUCAUGGAAAGGAUGUGUAAUAUUGGUAUCAAGGUGUCAGAAUCAUUGUGACGUCACACCAUGGUCACAUCAACAAACAGACACCAGCCAAAUCGAAGCUAGAACCAUGAUAACGUUAUAUUCAAUGACACAUCAUCGAUCGCAUUGGAGUCGGUUUCGUGAGAGUGACAUUUAGUAUGCAAUAGUUGCCUACACACAAAUCCCCAUGCAGACAUAAAUGACUGAUGUAAUAUGCUUUGUGCAAGGAUUUCUUGUUUGGCACUAUGCUAUAUUCCCGGAGUUGGCCAAUGAUAGCCCCUUUUGCCGAAUCUUGCACAAAAAUGUGAUUCGCGGGAUUAUUAACUAUGUGGUAUCUACGAGAUUGAUAGCCAUAAUCAUGAUAGUGACAGCUUGUAUUUAAGUAUUUAUUUAUAUUUAUGUAUUAUUCGUAGGAUGUAAACACUUAAGGCUAGUGUAGUAGGGUGUGAGCAUGGUAAGUACAUACAUGGUAUGGUAUAUUUACAGUGCAUCAUUGACACAGUUACGGUAUCCUUAAAGGUCAAGUCCACCCCAGAAAAAAGUUGAUUUAAAUAAAUAGAGAAAAAUCAAGUAUUAAUAACGCUGAAAACUUCAUCAAAAUCGGAUGUAAAAUAAGAAAGUUAUGACAUUUUAAAGUUCCGCUUAAUUUUCACAAAAUAGUUAUAUGCUCAACUCAGUGAUAUGCAAAUUAGAGAGUCGAUGAUGUCACUCACUCACUAUUUCUUUUGUUUUUUAUUGUUUGAAUUGUACAUUAUUUCAAUUUUUACGAAUUUGACAAUACGGACCCCCUUGCUUGAACCACAAAAUGUUAAAAUAAUGGAAUUCCAUGUGUUCAGGGAGGAAUUAAACUUUGUUUCACAUGACAGUGACGAAAAAAUCAAAAUAUUUCAUAUUUCAUAUAAUAAAAUACAAAAGAAAUAGUGAGUGGGCGAUGUCAUCGGUUCCUUCAUUUGCAUACCGAACAGGGUGUGCAUAUAACUGUUUUGUGAAAUUAAGCAAAACUUUAAAAUGUCAUAACUUUCUUAUUUUACAUCCGAUUUUGAUGAAAUUUUCAGUGUUAUGCUUGUUUGAUUUUUCUCUUUUUAUUCAAAUCAGCUUUUUGUUGGGGUGGACUUGUCCUUUAAGGUACAAUUUUAAAUAUAUAUUUUCAAUUACUCCAAAAUAGUCACGAUUAUUGUCACCUGUGGUGUGGUACUUGAUUCAAAUCCAGUUGCUGUUCAAAUGUCGUUUGUAUGACGUUGAUUAAUUUUUUUAUUAUUUACCAAACUCCAACCAGCUGAGGUAAUACCCGGUAGAUUUUAUUCUUGGAAUGCAGAAGCGACUUAUUCGCAGUUCUGCUAAAGUCUGAGUAAUUAUUGUAAGCUCCAUUAGUGUCAUGUCUAGCAAAGACGUGAAUACUAUGUUCAUUACCUUUUUAACAUUAUAUAGGUCUAUUUUGAAAAUGCUGUCAAAAGUGUUUUCUGAAUACAUUAUACAUUGAUGAAGGCCCAAUGCUUUAAAGUUCCAUGUAUCCGAUGGCACGCCAUACAAAAACACAAAGAAAUUGCUUCUGUAUCGAUUUAGCGCCGAACAUGACUUGCGCCAAAUAGGCACAGUAAUCUUAAUUAAGUGAAUCGUUCUUUGCAGAUAUGUUUGGUUGUGUCUCUUUGGGAUUUAAAGCUGUUAUUCUAUUUGUAAUUAAAUAUAAUUUAAUAGUCUGUAAAUAAACUUAUUUAUUUAAAUCAA